Messenger RNA from Pygocentrus nattereri (red-bellied piranha), 4293 nucleotides. RefSeq names its product synaptonemal complex protein 1 (gene sycp1). Bases 852 to 3989 code for a protein of 1045 amino acids. Gene Ontology annotation, molecular function: double-stranded DNA binding. Lineage: Eukaryota; Metazoa; Chordata; Actinopteri; Characiformes; Serrasalmidae. Gene Ontology annotation, cellular component: synaptonemal complex; central element; transverse filament. The record is from RefSeq and is a predicted model, not a curated record. The transcript has 34 exons. Gene Ontology annotation, biological process: chiasma assembly; synaptonemal complex assembly; meiotic DNA repair synthesis.
AUACAACAUUAAUUAAAAAUGAAAUUUUCACUGGCCCAAGGAUUUGUUGGGACUUUUUUUUAAUAUGUCCCCUUUAGUGGUUGAGUUUGAGACCCCUGCAGUAAAGUAGUUAUAAUCCUAGCAGUUUGUUGUUAUAGCCUGCAGAAUACGGCAGGUUAUCUGCACAUGUGUUUCUGCAGUGAGACCCUGUGGGUAAAACUGGGGGAUUACUUCUUUAUUUCUACACAGUAAUUGCCUGCGUUACAUUCCAAAGCUAUUUUGUCACCGAAGGCUGCCAUUAGUGACUUAAACAGGUUUGAACAGGACCGCGUAGAACCCCACUUCUAAUGAGCUCGCGGUUAUUUCAAAACAACUCGCGCGCACCAGAGUUAGAGUCCGUUAAAAACCGUUAGUAUCGUGGCUCAGACGGUAGAGCAGGUAGCGUUAAAGUUGGCCUUAAAAAGCCAAAUAGCGAAAAAACUGGCAAACUGUCGAUAGAUAGCUAAGUUAAGUUAACGCUCUUUUUCUAUAAGGCCACCCUUUUCUUUGUUUCCCUAACACCACAAGCAACUAACCAACUAGAUUAAUGAAACAACAGCGUAGUUAGCUAACGCUAGCUAACACUAUCUUUGGAACUGACGUUAGCUAGUUACGUUAUUGUUGUAGGUCAUUUUCGCAAGUCUAAAGGUAGGGAAAAGUCGCCAUUUGUUGGCGUUAAAUUGUGUUAAAGUUAACUUACCAAGCUAGCUAGCAAACGUAGUCCAAGCAUAACGUUACUAGCUAGCUAGGUUAGUUAACUAAAUAACAUUAACAAAUUCUACAUGAUAAACCUAGCUAACGUUAGCUAGGUGAAAUAAUUAUUCAUCUUUAUUAUGUUAUGUUGCAGUAUGGAGAGAGCCUUUAACUUCAAGCUGUUAGUGCCUCCAAGAGCCAGCUUAGCUCAGGUGUCAGCCGUGAAGCCUCAAGAUUCUGGCCUGUUUGAGGAGAGUAACAGCUUUAUGACACCAAUACAGGGUUAUAAUAAGUGUUUUGAUAAAGAGACAAGUUUGCCAUUUUCCAACACCAACAUGGUGUUGCCCACAAAGUCCCCAAAAAUAGAGGUUGCUAAGAAGAUUGCUGUGUUGCCAAUGGAAAAAGAAGAGACAUCAUUAAGAUGCAGCCAGCUGUAUUCCAAACUCUUUGAAGAGGCAGAAAAAAUAAAAUCCUGGAAACUGAAAAUGGACUCUGAAAUUUUACAAAAAGAUAGGACACUUCAGGAGAAUAGAAGAACAAUCGAGACUCAGCGUAAAGCCAUACAGGAACUUCAGUUUGGAAAUGAAAGCCUUAGCAUGAAGUUAGAAGAACAACUCAGUGAAAAUGAAGAUCUGAGGAACAAGAAUAAUGCAACAAGGAAUUUAUGCAAUAUUCUGAAGGACACGUUUGAAAGGUCUACUGAGAAAAUGAGUCUGUUUGAGGCUGAAAGAGAAGAAACACAUGGUCUCCUCAUGCAGAAUCAUGAAAAUAUUCAGAGGAUGGUUUCUGCAUUUGAAAAUCUUCGCAUGCAAGCAGAAGCUGACCACUUAGAAAUGUUGAAGGUUAGAGAAGGCCUUAAACAGGUCGAGGACAUUAAGUUGAGGUUUGAGAAUGAGUAUCACAUGAAGGAAGCGGAGGUUUCCAUGCUACAAGGAAAGCUAACAGAAAAAGAGAGUGACCUUAAAGAAAUUAUACUUAGUCUCCAAGAGACCCAACAGAGCUACAGUGAACUUAAAAAAUCUGAAAAACGGCACCAGGAAUUACUUCACAUCUCUAAACAAGAACAGGAUAAACUUGAGGAGAAAUUGAAAAGGACAGAACAACUCAGACAGGAAACUGAGGAACGCCAGAAGAUAUUAGCAAGCAUACUUGAGGAAACCAAAGAAAAUUAUGCAAAGAGCCUUCAAGAGACUGAUGCCAAACUUGAGGGAGUGAAUACUCUCAAAGAACAACUGGCCGACAAACUGAAAGAGACAGGAAUUACUGUGGAGUCUUUGCAAUGUUCACUAACAUCUGAGAAACAGAGGGCCCAAGAACUGGAAUCGAAGCUUAGCUCAAUAUCUGAGGAACUCAAUGAGAGGGAUGCAGAACUAGGAAAAAUAAAGGAAGAAAAAAAGGAGUAUAAUAAUGAAAUACAACUGCUAAAAAACAAACUGGACAUGAUGUCAGAUGCCCUUAAGUGUUCAGAAGAAAAGUUAAAGGUGGAAGGGGGGAAGAUUCUUCAGCUCGCUGUAGAACAUUACGACAAACAAAUGGAAAUAAAUGAAUUGAAGGAAAAACUGAAAAUUGCUUCUACUGAAAAUAAAAAUAUUAUGGAGACCCUGGAACAGGCUAUAAAUGAGCAAAAACAGAUAAAAGAACAUCUUCUUUUGAAACAGAUGAAACUGAAAGAUUCUGAGGAGAAAUUAUCUGAAGCAUUGAAGAAUGAAACGGAAGCAUCCACUUACAUUAAAAGAUUGAAAAAGGAUCUGGAUCAACACAAAGAGAAAUAUGAAGAUCUGCUGGAUAGGUUUCAUCAGCUUCAACUUCAGAAAAACACUAUGCAACAGCAAGCUGAAGGAGGUGCUUCCGAGACCAAGGUUCUUGAGUCCUGUCUCAAGGAAACCAAAGAAAAUGAGGAAAAGAUGAAGAUGAAAGUAGAGAGACUACAGGUGGAAAAACAACAACUACAAAUGCAGUUAGAGGUGCUAAGUGCAAAAAAUGAGGAGCAACGUCAAGACUGCGAGAAUAUUGAAGAACAGUUGAAAGAUUCUAACAAGAGCUCCCAGAGUGAACUGAUGAAAAAGGAAAGACAUAUCAAAGCACAGGAACUAAAGCUGGCAAACCUAAAAACUAAACUGGAAACCAAAACCAAGGCACUGGAUGAACACCUGAAAGAAAAUAAAGCUCUGAAGAAGCAGAUAUCACUGGAGAAUGAGAAAUAUCUUCAGUUUGAAAAUGAGAUAACUAAAUUGAAAGAAGAGUCACAGAACUUGAAAGAGCACCAUGAAGAAGAGCUUAAGGGAGUGUGUUCUGAGCUCAAAAACAAAAUGACAUCAGAGGCUCAACUUACACUGGAGGUGCAGAAACUGAAACAAACAGCAGUGGAAGCUGUUAAGAGCAAAGAGGACACAGAAAUCAAAUGCCAGCAAAAAAUAUCUGAUAUGGUUGCCUUAAUGGAGAGACAUAAACAUGAGUAUGACAAGAUGGUGGAAGAGAAGAAUGCAGAACUGAAUGAGAAAAGAAUGCGAGAAGCUGAAGUUAAUGCCAAUAAAACAUCACUGGAACUGGAGCUUUCUCACCUCCAAGUUGAAAAUGGACAAUUGAAACAACAACUUGAAAAACUCACAAGGGAAAAGGAAAAUCUGGGACAGAAAGUGGAGGAACUGACCAAGAUGCAAACAUCUCAGAAGGACAGUUAUAUGGAAAAAGAGGGAUAUCUGGAACAAGAAAUUCUGGCUUUGAAGAAGCAAAUAAAAUUCCUUGAAAAAGACAAAAUUAAAAAGAUUUGUGAAAGAACACCCCAAAGUGGCAAGUCCUUUGAAACUCCAGAUGUUGCCUCCACCAAGAUUUUAGCACAUGCUCUUCCAAAGGAAGCAGAAACUGCCUCAGCAACACCUCUUAAAUUGGGUGACAACUUCCUUAAAAAAUCAACCUGGACCUUGGAAACAAAUAUAGGAACAACACCUCAAAUAAGGUCUUUCAGAAUACGCACACCGCCCUCAACAGAGAAAUCAGCCCCAUGGAGAAAAAACACUCUGGAGCUGGACCCAAAAUCUGACAGCUCCGGGCAAAAUGAUACACUGAGUUUUUCUUCAGUACCUUUAAAAUCAAGAAAGCAAGCAAAGGAGUGUGGAACAGAGUGUCUGAACCUACUGAAGAAGAGUUCUACUGUGUGUAAGUCUCCAGGAGCAGCCCUAAAACUGGCAGCAAUGAAGAGGAUGCGGGAUGCUGGGUGGACUACCAUUACCAGUUCAGACAAGAAAAAGAAAAAAGUAACUGAUAAGAUCUUUGCUUGACGGUCUUUGUACAGUCUAACUGUUCUACAUUAAUAAGUUAGAUACCAAGGUUGCUGUUGAUUCCACAGUUUAUUUCAGUUUGAGGCUUAAUUACAUAUUAUAUGUAUAGAGAUUAGAUACCACAAUAUUCUAAUGUCAAUGUAGAAUAAGUUGAAUCUUUAAUUUUUGAGUGUUUUUGUGUGUGUGCACGAGCUUUAGCAACAGUUAUUUAUUGCGUUAAAAUUUUAAGAAAUAUUUGCUGUUACUGUUCAGUGUUUCAUGUCUUGCCCUUUCAAUGAAAUAAAAAUGCUUAAAUCAAUUGAAA